GCCACGCUUUAAAGAGCGGGGAAGCCCCGCACCGGAGGAAUGCAGCAUCCCCUCCCGCCGGCUUCCCCCGCACCCGGACCCCCGGCGCUGCCCCCGGGCCCGGGGAUUGGCCCGGAGCGGCGGGAGGGGGGGGAGCUGCUCCCACCCUCUCUCCUCCCUCCGCCGCCCCCUCGCCCCGGUGCGGCAGGGACGACCGGGAGACCAGGGCGCAGGCAGCGCCCGAGCCGCCCCGCAGCAUCCCGCAGCAUCCCCCCCGAUGGCCGGCCGCCUGACCUGCUGCCUGCUGCUGUGGGCCCUGGGCUGGCCCGCGGGGGAGGCCGCCGGCAGCCGCCCCGUCCAGCCGCCCGUCGACCCCGACCCGUCCCCCCCCGGCCGCCACCCCCGCGGCGUCGCUCGGGACGCGGUAGCUGUCCACAUGCUUAGGCUCUACGAGAAGUACAACCGCGAGGGGAGCCGGCCCGACGACGGCAACACCGUCCGCAGCUUCAAAGCCAGGCCAGAAUUCUUGGCCCAGAAGCCCUUGUACUGCUUCAAUCUGACAUCCAUGCAAGAUUCAGAGAUGAUCCUUGCUGCCACUUUCCACUUCUAUGCUGACAAACGCCCUCAGCACCGGGAAGUGUUUUGUAAGCGGUCCAAGAACUCAUCCUGCCGCCUCCUUCACCUGCCUCCGAUCGUGCAGCUCAACCUCAUUUUCCAAAGCAUUCACCAGAAUUCUGUCUAUGGACUAGUGAAAGGGAACAUCACUGUGUUUCUUCAAAGGCGAGGGACUUGGCAUGCAAAGGACAUUUCACACAUCAUAAAAGAAUCAAAACGGUCUGGAGAGCUCAUUCUCUGUGCUGAGCUUGAUUCUGGGGAGAAACACCAGGGAUUCCCUGAAGAGGUCGCCAGUCAUUUACCUUAUAUACUAGUUUAUGCUAAUGAUCUUGCAAUCUCUGAACCUAACAGUGUGGCAGUCACCCUACAGCGUUAUGACCCAUUCCCUUCUAAUGAUGAGGACCCAAAUCUAUCCCCUAAUGCUUCUGCUGAUACCCGAGUGAGGAGGGAUACAUACCUUUCCAGCUCUAUUCAGAACAAUGAGUUGCCAGAAGUAGAUUAUAACAACAAUAAAUACAACAAACAUGACAUAUGGGAGAAUGCCUACAAGUCCUUGAAACCAAAAGCCUCACGCAAAGACCGAAGGAGAAAAGGUCAAGAAAAUACAGAAACACUUAUAAAGUCUCAGGUGCUAAAUUUUGAUGAGAAAACAAUGAAGAAAGCAAGGCGAAAACAAUGGAAUGAGCCAAGGUUUUGUUCAAGAAGAUACAUGAAAGUUGACUUUGCUGAUAUUGGCUGGAAUGAAUGGAUCAUAUCUCCCAAAUCAUUUGAUGCCUACUACUGUGCAGGGGCAUGUGAAUUUCCAAUGCCCAAGAUUGUCCGGCCAUCAAAUCAUGCUACAAUCCAGAGCAUCGUAAAAGCAGUAGGAAUCAUUCCUGGCAUCCCAGAACCCUGCUGUGUUCCUGACAAAAUGAGCUCACUCAGUGUCCUCUUCUUAGAUGAGAACAAAAACGUUGUAUUAAAGGUAUAUCCCAAUAUGUCAGUUGAAACCUGUGCCUGCCGAUAAGUUCAUACAAAUACACCUUUAACAAGACCUACACAUCCUGCCUGACUACACUGGGAAAGUUGUAAAUGGGAGAUGAAUUCACUUGUGUUGAUGAAUGAAUGCGAGCCUACGGUUCCUCUACAGAAAACGUGCAGAGAGAUUAAAACAAUGCACAUGCUUCACCUGGAAGGAUACGUGUUACUGUCAUCAUUUGUCUUUCAUAUUCACCUUCCAGGAAUUCAGUACUUCUUCAAAUAUCUUCCUAACCCACCUAGCCAAGAUGCCUGGUGUUUGGUAGGAAAUUUAAGGGUAAAGUUUACCAUAAUCAAAGGACUAAAAUAUGUUUUUACAUGCUAUUUUUCUGAUUAUUUUAUCUCUUCGGUUAACCAAGAAGAUGGGAAGUGAGCUUGGAAAGGCAGGCUUAUUUUAGAAUAUCACUUUUGUACACAAAUCAAAAGUUUUUGCCUAAAACACUCAUACUUUUAAUCUGCAUAUUUAUACUGAAAAAUGCUGUAAUAAAGGGCUUAAAUGUAUAUUUUCUUCAGGAUGCAAGUAUAGUGUUCUGUAAGCUUUCAUAUAAACAGUACGUUAAUAUAGAAGUUUUUGGUUACCCUUCCCUAAUAUAUAAUUUGUUCGAUAACAGACGUAUGUAAUAUUCCACACCUUUGGCUUCCUGAAUAAUUACAGGUUGCUAAACAUAUUCUCUGAGUAACACAUACUAUAUAGUAAUAUGUUGAAAUACUAAAAAUAAAAUAACCAAGAUUUAUAUUUUUGUAAAUUAUACCUUAUAUCCUCUAGAUUGUUACAUGCUUUUAACAAAAGCUAAUAAAUUAAAGGUACAGUAGUAUCUAAAAAUAGUUGAAUUUUCUUUCUAUAAGUGCACUCUGUUACAUUGUGUUAAUUAGAUGGAAAAAUGUAAAUACAUGUUAAGCUUUUCAUAAUGCACCUCAAUAGAUUAAAGACAGAAGGGAAUAUUAUGACCAUCUAGACCAACCUCCUGCAUAGCACAAAUCAAAGAACCGUGCCCAGUAGUUUUUGCACUAUGCGUUAUGAAACUUCUGUUUUGAGCUUGGGGAUGUCUUUGAAAAUCAUGCAUAAAUUUGGCUUUAGAGACUUCAUGUAACAGAAUAUCUCGACUGGAGGACAAGUAGUUGUUCCAAAUGUUAGUGCAUGUUGUUCAAAUGCAGUGGCUUAAUCCUAGUCUGAAUUUGUUGAGCUUUAGCUUCAAUUCACUGGAUUUUACUGUAGCCUAUUUUAUUAGGCCUCUUUUAUCUAUUAUCCAAAAUACUUCCACUGUGUAUUUUUAGUACAUAGAGCAGGGUCAAAUUACAUUUUGGCUAAGAUUUCAAUAGGUACUUUGAUUUCUUAUUCUAAGCCUCGAAACAAUUUCUCACAGCACUUUUCUGAACACUUUCCAGAACUUUACUUAACUUUCUUUUCUAACAAUGAACGUGAAAAUGGGACACAAUAUUUGGCAGUGGUUCCAUUAGGAGGCUUUAUAGAAAUAAUGUCUCUGUGUCCCUCUAACUCCUGUACAAUCCUGUCUUGAUACAAUCAUGGUAGCAGGUAACUGCAGCACUCUUUUCAGAGCUGAUGUUCCAUCACUGUGGCUGUCAGUCCUCUUUCUCAGUGCCCAUGUGUGCCAGGACAGAAUUGCCACCUAUUCCGUUUUCACACACCUGAAUAGCACAUGCAAACCAGGAGCAGAACAAACUCCUGUAGUCUGUGAGGCAGCACAGAGUGCAAAAUAUGGACUGUUUCCUCCUCAAGAGAGAGUCUAACCUUCUGUAUUAUAAGAAUUGUACUGUUUAGGGGAAGGAUACGAUGCACACUACCUUCUGAUGAAUGACUAACUGGAAAGCUUCUAUCCUAAGAUGCUAGGUAACUUCUGCCACAAAUAUUCGGUAUUCAUAUGGUGAUGACUCCCAGACAACAGAGGUGUGUAAAUGUCGUACCUCCUGCUAACCUGCAUAAAAGUAAGAUUCAGUAUGUAUAGGAGUGUCUGCGAGGUUGCUCUCAUAGCAGUUCACGCUAGGUCCUCCUAAACAGUUCUUAGUAAGAAAUACAUAGGAUUAAGGCACCUUGUAGUGACCACGAGUUAUAACUGCCAGAAGAUCAUGGAUCCAACUAGGCAUUUCCUCUUCUCCCAAAGUACUACAGGGAUUUAUACCAGAACUACAGGGACAAACCUUUGUAUGCUGUUGCUGUUUAAGAUCAUCCUUAAAAACAUAGGGACUUGUGAUUUUAUAAAUCAUGAAAAACUCAACUACAGGGUACAAAGUGAUGCUAAUGCAUAAACAAAACAUUAAAAGUUCUCAGAAAUUCAUCAUUUAUUCCUACAGAACAGCCAAAAGCGUGAUUUUUUUUUUGAAGUAUCAUAAGUGAUUGCUGUUGCUGUUCUCUGUGAAAAUCUAUCCAGUCCUGUAGGUCUAGUCUUGCUCCCAUUUAGCACCAGCUCUGAAUACAAUGACGUAUUAGUCUAGUGUGCUUAUAUUAUGAAGUAUCACAUUUUGUUUUCCUUAAGGAAUCUUUUCUGUAUCUUGAAUUAGUCUCUCAGUACAAACUUUCUUUCCAAGAUGUGCUGAUGAAAGCAAUUAGAAAAGAGAUACCAUCCUAUGAUCUGUUAUAAGGUGCAUAGGACACAAGGGAAAAUGCUAAUCCUAUACUCAUUAGGAAACCUAUAAAAGCCUGAAAGGUUUGGUGUGCAUUUAAAGGUUUGUUGGCAUAUCUACAUUAUUUUUCAUGGGCAAAACAAAAUUAUAACUCUAAGUGGCACAGUUCUUCAAGCACACCCUUACUACACAAGCAAUACAAUUCUCUUAUUAAUAAAGUUUAUUUCAUUUGGAGUUUAGCUGCACGAGUCAGUUCUCUGAUGUGGACAAGAUCUUAAACCACUGUUUGUUUAGAGUGGCUACUACUGUCUGGGUCUUUGGUACCUGGAUGUCUAAUCUUCCUCUAGAAAAGGAAACUUUACAUUUAAAACGGUGCAAAUGCAGUUAGAUGCUGUUGGAAGACAUAGAUGCCCUUAAUUUCUUGUUUACAAUAGAUCUUUUGAUUUCUAUGAACAUGCUAUAAACCAUUCCACUCAAUUUUUAAGUUUCUAGAGAAAGUUACUAUUGAUAAAGGCUUAAAUAGCAGGUUACGAUAAUUCCACUAACUAAUCCUAGAAGAAUUCAGUAUAUAUUAGUAUGGGAUGAUUAAAGACAGAACAGGAAAACAGCUGAUACUAGCCAGCAAAGCAUUAAGGACACAAUUUCAUUCUUUAAGCCACAGUCCAAUUGCCAGAGGUAACUGCAACAGCUAGAAUGUACAUAAGUUUCUGUGGAGUAUUCAAUUCACUGCAUAAUAAUAAAGGAAGCCACUGGAAAAUAUUAAUAUACUUGUGUAUCACACAAAUUAACAAUGGUCUCACUGCCAAACCUAAGGAGCAGUUUUCAAAAGAAAUUGCCACUGACUGAAACUGUUCAUUGUAAAGUUUCUGCAAAGCUGACACUUGGCCUGACACUCUUUGACAUCUUUAUAUAUGAACUGUAAGUCUGUAUAUAACAACCUCCACAGCAUUUGAGGAAGUCAGUGUUUAGAAGAGAGGUAUUUAUGUAGAUCACUUGAUCUAGCUGCACUUAAUGUAAUCAAAAUUCAUUUUAAGGUAGACAGAUAGAGAAUUUAGGACCUAUGUGCAAGGAUUGGAGGCUACUCCAACUGAUUAAAAGACCACACCUUUGAAAGGCACAACUUUUAAAACAAUUUUGCUGGAUAUCAUGGAUUUAUGGCACAGUAUGAGCAUCCAGGGUGAUGCUGCGUAAAGACACCUAAUGAAAGCUUUGAAAAAAUACACAUCAGAGCAGCGAACCGCAUAAGGAAAGGAGAUUUUAUCAGAAAGCAAACUGAGAAAUAACUCGAUUACACUGUCCAAGUACUCCAGCAGUGAGAAAAUGCCAGGGCUAUGGGGCUCCUUAAGCCAGUCUAAAAGUUACAAGAAUUCCUGUCUAGAAGUUGACACCAGGCACAAUGAAAUAAUACAAGAAGCGCCAUGGUUUUUUAAGUGUAAAUGACAAUCUUUUAGAGUAAAUGCUACAAAAACUUAAGAAAUCUUUGGUCCUUUGACAUAUUCAGAUAACUUCUGGAAACACUUAAAAAAGUAACAUUUUAGCCAAACACAAGUAAUUUGGUCUUGCAUGCAGGUAGGAAAGACAAAGGCCUUGAGCAAAACAGAACAGCUUUGCUACACAGGAGACCAGGAUCAAUGCAAAACAAUCCUUUUUGACUCUACACCAUAAGAAUUUAAGUAACCAGAACCUUGGAUCCAAGUUGUCACUUGAACAGACACAAAUGUGAGUAUUUGUGAAUACUGUGCAUGCACUGCGAGAAAACUGGAAAAUGGCCAGAAGGACAAAAUCUUGUCCACAUCUUUGCAAUGAAACUUUUUUUUAUGUAAAAGCUCAUAACACUAUUCAGACUUUAUGGCACUUGUACAGUAUGGAUUGAGUUGCACUUAGAAGAAAUGAUAUGUUAAUAGUACAGAUAAAACACCUAUGUAUCAAUAAAUUCAAUGCUAAUGUGUU
Molecule: messenger RNA, 6141 nt
Organism: Cuculus canorus (common cuckoo)
Lineage: Eukaryota; Metazoa; Chordata; Aves; Cuculiformes; Cuculidae
Gene: GDF10
Product: growth differentiation factor 10
Exons: 3
Coding region: 257-1600 (447 amino acids)
Biological process (GO): osteoblast differentiation; BMP signaling pathway; SMAD protein signal transduction
Cellular component (GO): extracellular region
Molecular function (GO): growth factor activity; cytokine activity
Source: RefSeq, a predicted model, not a curated record